Molecule: messenger RNA, 576 nt
Organism: Thlaspi arvense
Lineage: Eukaryota; Viridiplantae; Streptophyta; Magnoliopsida; Brassicales; Brassicaceae
Source: the annotation of a GenBank genome assembly
UUUCUGAAGAGGUCAGAGGCAAUGAUUGGGCUAUUUAAAGUAAAGGAAAAGCAAAGGGAACAAGCUCAGAAUGCUAGUAGAGGAGGAGCUUCUGUGAAGAAGCAAUCUGCUGGUGAACUUCGUCUUCACAAAGAUAUAUCAGAGUUGAACCUUCCAAGCUCUUGUACGAUAUCUUUUCCUAAUGGCAAAGAUGAUUUGAUGAACUUUGAAGUGUCCAUUAAACCCGAUGAUGGAUACUACCAUAAUGGUACAUUUGUGUUCACAUUCCAAGUGUCUCCUGUGUAUCCACAUGAAGCCCCAAAGGUUAAAUGCAAAACCAAGGUUUAUCAUCCCAAUAUAGAUUUGGAAGGAAACGUUUGCCUCAACAUCUUGCGUGAAGACUGGAAACCGGUUCUUAACAUAAACACAGUUAUCUAUGGACUCUUCCAUCUUUUCACGGAACCCAAUUCUGAGGAUCCCUUGAACCAUGAAGCAGCACAAGUUUUAAGGGAUAACCCAAAGCUGUUCGAGACCAAUGUCCGGAGGGCCAUGACCGGUGGAUAUGUCGGCCAAACCUUUUUCCCGCGCUGUAUCUAA